AUCUGCACACCGGUUUGUUUUGUUUAUUGAAAAAUAAAACAAUUAAACAAAAUUAUAGGUAAUAAAAUAUUGCAUGUCACAAAUAAUAUAUUUUUAUUUCCCAACAAAAAAGUAUAAAUUCUAAUUAAGAAGCACACACAUAAAACAUAAUCAUUUACUCUUAUUUAAAUAUUUUAGCUGUUGAUGAAAUUGUCCGUCCAUCCUAUAUAAAUAAACAGCAGGCGUUUCUAGUACCACACUCCCACCACAUGGGGGCGCCAGCGGCCCCUCGGUUAGCGGAAACAAGGAAACGACAUUGUUUAUUAGCGGCUACAUCCGGCUGGGUCACAGCUUUGUUUUCCCAUCUGGUCGUUCCUACUAAAACAAACAACGAUAUUACUUUUGUCUCCGUCGCUUGUUAUUAAUUCAAACUUCACUGCACGCGCAGAGUAAAGUGUUCAAGCUACGUUUACUUUGAAAGAGCCUCCUGGAAACCCCGUGUUCUUCGACGGUAUCUCGACGCGUUAGCUCGCUGCUCCGCAAACAGCGAUGAGCGCCGACGGACUUCUUCUCUGAGUGUUUCGACUGUUGACUAUAAAACAAGCCGAGGCAACCGCGUCCGCCAUGAAGCGUCGGUCCGCCGGAACGAUCCAGGGGACCGCGGUGGAAGCCGCCGCCCUGCCGGAGCACGACUACGCCCACUCCGUCGUCGUCGUCGCUCCGGGAAGCUCCUCGACGACGGAAGUGGAGCCGGCCGUGGGCGCGGAGGUGGAAUGCCCCGCGGUCACCCCCGUGAGCCGGGCGGGCCGCCGGCGUCCCAAGCGGCCCGAGGACGAGAACUGCUCCUCCUGCCGGUUCGCGUUCGAGCGUCAGGGCCGCAGCUUCAACCGGAGGGCGGUGUUCACCUUCACCACCCCGGAGACGGUGCAGUGGGUCUUCCCGGAAGCCGCCGCCGCGCACGACAAGUCGUUCCUGUGCGAGACAUGCGCGCAGGUCAUCCGGGGCAGAUGCCGACGCAAGCAGACCGGGAAGCGGGCCCUGUGGCUGAUCCCGCCUCCGCCGGAGCCGAAGGACAAGAAGAAGAAGAAAGGCUCUCGGAUGGGGAAGAAGAGCAAAGCCGCGCAGCUGGUGAGCAAGUCGUGCUACAAGGCCGCCUUCAAGCUGCUCUGGUCCGCUAAGGGGGCCCGGAAGCCCAUGCUGGAGUUCUGGAGCAAACAGCUGAAAGUGGAGAUGAAGGCGCUGGCGCGGCAGGCGGACAACCCCUUCCACCAGAAGGUGUCGAGCAGGAAGCCGCUGUCGUCCUUCCCGUGGCGCCGCUGCCUGAACUGGGUCCAGGACAAGGCGCCGCUCGUGAGCACCUGCCUCACCUCGCUGUUCCCCGACAUCAACGCCAUCUCCAAGAGCAGCCACAGCCAGAUGUCGGAGGACCAGGCCCAGACGGUGCUGAUGCGCCGCGCCGUGGUGGCGCUCUCCAUCCCGCUCUUCACCCGGAACAUCUGGAAGAACAACUUCCUGCAGGCGGCGCUGGGGGCGGAGCUCCGCCUGCAGGGCUGCUCGGGCUCGGCACUGGACGCCCUGAACACCAUGGGCCUGUGCCAGAACAAGGACACCGUGCGGCUGCUGCUGCACCGGCUCCGCACCGGCAAGAGGACGUCGACGCUCGGGGCACGGCAGAGGAUGAAGAUGAAGCUGGAGCAGCUCAAAGAAGACCAGAUGAUCGGUGAGGAGGAAGAGGAAGAGGAGGAGGAAGAAGAAGAAGAAGAGGAGGAUGAGGAAGAUGAUGAUGACGACGAUGAGGAGGAGGAGGAGGAGAAGGGCGAAGUAGCAGAGCAAGAAGAUGAGGAGGAGGAUGAUGAUGAUGAUGAUGAAGAAGAAGAAGAAGAAGGAAUGGAGAUAGUGCUGGAGGGCGUGGAAGAGGAAGAAGUGCAGGAUGGGUUGCAGGAAGAGGAGAAUCAAGAGGUGAAGGAAAACAUAGAGAUGGAACAGAAGAGUAAAGAGAAGGAGAAGAGAAAGGAGAGGGGGAAACAGAAGUUGGAGGGAGAGGAGGAGCAGGAAGAAGAUGAGGAGGAGGAAGAACACUAUGAAAUGGCGCUGGAGGAGUUAGAAGUGAAAGCAGCAGAGAAAGAAGUGCAGAAAGAUGAGGGAAAGAGGAGGAAGAAGAAGAAGGCGAAGAAGGAGAAGAAGCAGAAGAGGAAGGAGAGAGAGAAACGGAAGGUGAGGGAGGAGGAGGAGGGGGAGGAGCCUGAGCAGAAGAAGAGUCGGGUGGUGGUGGUGAGGCUCGGCCUCCUGAAGGGUCACUCAGAGGUCGGCCGAUCCGACCUAUCGGCUCCCUAAGACUCCAUAGACUCAACCGGCCCCUCGUCCAAUCGGAGAGCAGGACAGAGGGCCCGCCCUCCUCUCUGGGUGACAUUGAAAGUGGAUUCUGGGAAUAGUAGCAGAGUCGAACCUGGAGGAAAACUAUCGAGAGCUUUACACUAACCUUUCCUUUUUUGUUGGUAAAUGUAAAAACAAAUCUGAGCAUAAAUUAGUUAAUUUGUUUCCAGAAAGAAACACGAAACUUCUCCGGCCGAUCGAUCGGCGCCGUUUCCCCCGCGGCGGUCUCGUGUGUCUCGGUUGGUUGGACCUCAGAAAUGAACCGACUUCCUCUUUCUGUUCCACGUGGAGCAGCUUCCUCCUCCAUCGGUCACGUGACCGACUGCAGAUGAACUGACGCGAUGAACAACUCUGAAAACAAUACCCACGUAAAUCAGUUUGUCGUGAACAAUGUUGCACAAGCAAAUUAAUAACUUCAAGAAAAAGUUAAUUUAUGUGACUCUGCAUCUACUGUAUGAUCACAGCCAAUAGAAAUACUGUAUAAUACGUACAAUAUCACACUAAAACUACUUUAAAAACCUUUGACCGACGACGGGCUUCUCUACGUAUUAUUAUUAUCAACGAGCUUUCAGACCAACCCGUUGUGUAGUCGUUGGGACCUGAAUGAUAUUUACGAGUCCAACUUAAUUAAUUAAUUAAUGAACAUUGCCAAAAAUAAUAUUUUUCCCAUAGCAUUAUUUGUGUUUAUUUGUGUAUUAUCCUUUCCUGAAUACUUCAAUACUUUGUAAGAAAAAGGCUGGAUUUAGAAAAUGCUGAAAUGAGGCGCUGUAUUAAUUUUGUAACGCUAGUUUUUUUUGUCCUUUGCAUCUCCAGUGAAUGUUUUUGUUUAUUUUCUGUGUUUUUGAAGUUUGUGGAUCUGAUCGAGAGUCUGUAAACGUUCAACUAUAUAAAUGUUGAAGGCUU
Pseudoliparis swirei is the source of this 3255-nucleotide messenger RNA. RefSeq lists its product as uncharacterized. NCBI's taxonomy places the organism in Eukaryota, Metazoa, Chordata, Actinopteri, Perciformes, Liparidae. The transcript has 5 exons. The record is from RefSeq and is a predicted model, not a curated record. Gene Ontology annotation, cellular component: nucleus. Bases 604 to 2313 code for a protein of 569 amino acids.